GAGGAGUUCGUUAAAGUAUAGCACCUUGACUUUUACGAUGGCAGAUAUGUGGACUGACAAUGACGUUGGGGUCCCGGCGGUAUUUGGACAAGAGUUGGAAGACGCUCCCAUGUGGACUGAGCCCAAAAGGACGAAACCCAAUGUGGUCCCGGCCGUACUUGGACAAGGUCUGAAAGUGUGGCUGAUUGGAGACAGCUACAUCCGACGUGGGGAAGAGAGAGCCAGACACACCACAGGGAGGAACCUGGGACUGGACGGCAGUGUGUGGUGGUUUGGCUGGGGUGGUCUGAGAUGGAGGAACCUUCUUCCCUUUUUUCAUCAGUCUUUGAGAGGAAGAACAGUCCCGGAUGUCCUGCUGAUUCACUGUGGCGGCAACGACCUUGGCAACAUCAAAGGUGUGGAGCUUGUCACAGUGAUGAAGCAGGACCUGCUGCACCUCCAUUGCAUUUUUCCUGAGAUGAAGAUCAUUCUCUCUUCCAUCAAUGAAAGAUGUCACUGGAGGAAAGCAGAUCCGGGAAAGAUCAACAAGACCAGAAUGUGGGUGAACAGAGAGAUGGGCAAAUUUGUCAGGGAAUUGGGUGGAGACAGUGUAAGGCAUCCUUGCAUAAAGUUUGACUGUCCUGGGAUAUUUAUAAGAGACGGAGUUCAUUUCACAAAUUUGGGAAAUGAUUUUUUUUUAAAUAGCAUCGUGCAGUCCCUUGAGGCUACAAUCCAUACUAGAUUGUAGCCUCAACAGGAUUGUAAAUAUCCAGGGCAGCCCUCUUUGUGUAAGGAUUUGUC
Molecule: messenger RNA, 780 nt
Organism: Perca fluviatilis (European perch)
Lineage: Eukaryota; Metazoa; Chordata; Actinopteri; Perciformes; Percidae
Exons: 4
Coding region: 38-727 (229 amino acids)
Source: RefSeq, a predicted model, not a curated record